This is a messenger RNA of Linum tenue, 780 nucleotides long. The record is from the annotation of a GenBank genome assembly. Lineage: Eukaryota; Viridiplantae; Streptophyta; Magnoliopsida; Malpighiales; Linaceae.
AUGGGGAGGAAGAAAAAGGUUCAAGGAGCCACAGGUGAAGCUGUCAAAUCAGAGUACAACUUCUGGGAUACAACGCAUGAUGGUCCAUUUCUGGAAUGUUUGCUUGAACUUACUGAAAGGGGACUCAUCAAUAAUGGGACUUGCAAAAACGGUGUGUUCAAAGAGUUGCAAAGGAUGAUGGCAACCAAAGUGCCAGGUUGUGGCCUUAAAGCAAAACCAACUAUCCAGAAUAUGUAUAAGAAACUCAAGCACUGGUACCAUUCGACCGUCUUAAUGAAGAAUCAGAGUGGUUUUGGAUGGGAUGCGGAGAAGGAGUGUGUUUCUGCAGAAAAGGCAGUGUGGGAUGUGUUCCUUGAGGUUUGUUUUCUUGUCUCCUUUGUAUUCAUGUUAUGUCUAUGGAUUGGUGUUGUGUUUCUUAUAGACUGUUUACUUCCUUUGUAUUCAUGGUAUGUCUAUGGAUUGGUUACUAUUUUUUGCAGCAAAACCCAACCUGCAAAACCUACAAAAGGAGCGUCUUUCCCACAAUUCUUUGAUCUUGCACCAGUUUUUGCUAAUGGGCGUGCCACCGGAUUAGGAGGAUUCUCAGGUAUGUGUUGUUGUCUCGAUUUUUCAAUUAUCUCCUAUUUUCGGUUGGUUAUAACACAUAUAGAGGCUGCAGGUAACGACCCGGAAAUAAUAUCCGAAGGGGAUGAUAGUGGCUCUGAGGAUGAUGAAGGGCCUCCUGUCCCUCUUGCUGAAAUGGUAAACCCUGCAAUUGAAGAAGAAAAACAUCAUAAAUGA